This is a messenger RNA of Mytilus trossulus (common blue mussel), 3408 nucleotides long. RefSeq lists its product as uncharacterized. Bases 136 to 3216 code for a protein of 1026 amino acids. The record is from RefSeq and is a predicted model, not a curated record. The transcript has 6 exons. Gene Ontology annotation, molecular function: protein binding. Lineage: Eukaryota; Metazoa; Mollusca; Bivalvia; Mytilida; Mytilidae. Gene Ontology annotation, biological process: regulation of apoptotic process.
AAACAUAUUUUGUUUAUGAAUUGUGUAAACAGUUUAUUAUCUUUUACAGCAUAAUAAAAAGAAAACGUUAUAGCUUCAGAAAUUUUAAUUUUGGAACAACAGUUAACAAACAGGAAAUAACCAAGAGACAUCAGAAUGGAACCAGUGGUUUUUGACAGUUACAACAUUUUAACAAGGGAAAUUGCAUCAGGCUUAUCUACAGAAAAUGUUAAGACAAUAAAAUUUAUUGUGAAGGAGUUUGGAAAAGGAGUACUUGAAAAGAUUAUUUCGGGGACAGAUCUUUUACAGCUCAUGGAGGAAAGAAACUGGCUCUCUGCGGAACGAGUUGAUAGGCUAUCAGAACUUCUUCAAACAAUUGGAAGACAUGACUUAGACAAUAAAGUACAGAUGUACGCAGAUUCUGCAAUCUCAAGGAAUCUCUCUAACCAUAAUUAUUAUGGAAUAUAUGGUAUGCAGAUUAAUGAAAACUAUGUGGAGACAUCCAUGUACAAGAAAAUCGUAGACCAUCUGCAGUGUCAUAAUACUGUGAUUAUGAAAGGCCCACCUGGCACAUGGAAGUCACAACAUGCUUUCAGAUAUGCCCAGUACUUUUCUAAAGAGAAAAGCACAGACAAAUCUUUGAUUUGGAGAGUAGAUUGUAAUACUGAUUUAAACAUUUUUAAUUCCUUUUCCCACUUGAUGAAUUUUCUAAAAAUUCAGUGUGUUAACUCAAAAAACAGAGUUAUGGAAUCAAUAGAAGUUAUGCUGUCGAGAGCAUUAGACGCCCUUGCAAAUGAUAAAUAUAAAGAAUCGAAGCAUUUAUUCAUCCUUCUUGGAUUCACUAGUACAUCGCUGCCAAAGGAAACAAUACAAACUUUAUUACAAGGCAUGAAGGCACAUACUAACAUCUUUGUAAUAGCAACCGUUAGUGAAUCUCUGUCAAGUGAUUUCAAUUCCAACAUCAUUGAAAUGCGUGGGAUGUUGGAGAAAGAAGCUAUAGACUUUCUUCAUGUCUCUACAAGUAAUACUACCUCAAAAGAAAAAGCGAAAGUUCUAGCAAAAAAACUUAGUUAUUUACCCACAGGCCUACUUUUUGCAAGAACAUAUAUGCAUACAACACACAUAAGUAUUGAAUCAUAUUUAAAGAAUUUGGAGACCAUAACAAAUGGUACCACUGAUGAUUCAUCGACGAAAGCAUGUGAGUUGCUUAUUCAACGGGCAGAAACAGAAAUGUCUGGAGAGGAAAGGAAACUGCUUCAUUACUUGCCAUAUAUGAAUACAGACAAUAUACCUGUCCUCUUUCUAAAAUAUGUCUUACCUCGUUUCCUGAUAGAUGAUUCAAAAACUGUGUUGAUCAACAACUUUCUGAAGACCCUCAGGAAUCAUUCAUUAAUAUCAAUAAAAGGUGAGGAUGAUUCUAGAGUAGUUGCAGCUCAUUCUUACACGCUAAUGAUACUAAAAUCGUCCGAAACAAAAGAAAACAAAACAAAGUAUUUAAACACACUUCUUGACUUUUUCGUUAGUUAUUUUGACCUUGAUGCUCGCUGGCUUGAAGUUAUUCAUAGAAAUGUUCUAUUUCUCGAUCACGCAGAAGCAUUUCUUAGUAAUGUUGAUAUUGAAUUUGAAUCUCAGUCAAGAGAUAUAAAAGCUAAGUUAUGCUAUUUAUACACUGCAAUUGGGAUAACAUACCGACUUUAUGGUAAUACUGAACUUUCUGCUGCAGUGUAUCUUUCUAAGGCGAAAAAUACUCUAUAUAAAAAUAUUUUAGGAUGCAAUUCUUUCCAAUGCAACAAGACAGAAAACUCUUACGAUACAAUAAAAGAAUAUUUAAAUGGCAGCGAGGCUUUAAGAAAACACUGCAAAGACAUAUUUCCAAAAUUGCUAAGCAACAGUAACGAACUUUCAAAAAUGUUUAUAAACAACUUUGUUGAAAACAAGUGCAGAAGUUCAAGAAGUAUUAGUCUAUUGUGUAAAUAUAGCGAUAUAAAUAUCGAGAACGUUAACAAUAAUCAACUCUCUGGUGUAGAAGUAGAUCAUCUCCGAAGUAAAAACUUGAUAAUGGAUGCUGAGCAUAUUGCCGAAACGUUUUAUAUUGAACUUCUUAUCAGGAUUCUCUAUAACGAAAGUAAAAACACGUGGUUGGUUGAAAUGUCAAAAGAUGAGUUUUCUGCAGGAAAAAGAACUUUAAUGAAACGGUUGUCUAGUGCUUAUUUUCCGGUAACCCCUGAAAGCUUAACGCAACAUCAACUAGCCCAUAGACUUACACAUCUGCUGAAGAAACACAUGGAGUCUGCACAUAUGACCAGUACUCAGGCUAUAGGUCCUGAGGUAAAACAAGUUCGUAUGUUUUGCCCAGUGUUUAGUCCUGUUACCCAUCGAAGUGGCAUUAUGUACAUGGCACGUUCAAUUUUUGAUGAUGAAAAGUUUCCUAUUCUACUUGAUGAAGCUAUAAGGUUAUUAGACAACAUAGACAAAGGCAUUGAAGGGAAAGGAUUCACUGAAUUCGGAGUUGUUAAACGCAUUGGGGAAUCGAGUCUUUUUCACUCAGUAAUGAAAGACACGCUGAAAAUGGAAUGCUAUGAAAAAUUAGCCAAAGCUGUCCAACCGAAAAAGAAGGAACUUUUACAGAAAGCUAUUGCUAUUGCUAAACGAUUGGAAUGUCAAAUAAAUGACAUGACAUCAUGGAAAGCUCUGUCUGGAAUCCAUUUGAAAAUUGUCAAACUUUUCAUAAGAACCCAAACAGACGAAAAUAUAAAGAAAGCAAAAUACCAUUAUAAAAAGGCAUACGAUCGCGAAUUUGAAAGUAAUAAUACAAGAUUCACUCGAUUUCAUCAAAGGGCUGUUAUUCAUUAUGCUGAAUGCUGCAUACAAUUUCCUAAGUCUGAUGAAUUGACGGAUGCCAGGCAAAUAUUGUUCGAUAUAAAGCGUCGGAUAGGAGCUGAUGCACUAUUUGAAGAUGAAAUUAAAAAGAUAGACUAUAGUUUAGAACAGCUGCUAAAGAAUAAGAAGCCUGUUUCAACUGUCAUUGGUGAUGAUGACACAAUAACAAGGGAAGAUAAAGGAGUUCAGACGGUAUCUUCACAGGAUAUCUAUCAAAAGCGGUUAUGUCAAAAUAUGAGAGAUCGACUGAUAUCGGAUAAGAAAAGAGUUCAAUCUGAAUUACAAAGAAUUGAUAUGGAAAUGAAGGAAGUUGAAAAUGAAUUACAAAAGAUCAUUUCUGUUUCUGACCAUGAAUAAUGUCUAAAAAUAAAUGGAACGGAAGAAUUGAACAUAACUCAUAUGACUUGUGUGAACAUAUAUGCAAUACAUGUAAAAAUAUUUCUGAUUUUUAUAUCUCUGGAAGACUUAAUAAAAUGACAAAAGGAGACAAGAGAAUGUAGCAAUUGAUUAUAAUUAUCUUUAAUUGCCAUAUAUAGUACAUUAUGUUUC